Molecule: messenger RNA, 723 nt
Organism: Suillus paluster
Lineage: Eukaryota; Fungi; Basidiomycota; Agaricomycetes; Boletales; Suillaceae
Exons: 7
Coding region: 1-723 (240 amino acids)
Source: RefSeq, a predicted model, not a curated record
AUGCUCUCUCUUGACAAGUUGACAUUUGUUUGUCCUCUAUACUUCAUCUCUCUGGUCUUUGUGCCCAAUUUUGCAGCCUUUUUCCACUGUAUACUUGUCUUUCAAGUCUUAAUCUUGCACUAUGUUCCUGCAGUGCAGGAGCUUGAAAUUUCAAAGCCGUUCAUGCACAAUGAGAUUCCAUCCGCUGGUGCACAUGUGAUUGACGCGGAUGGUGCCACAUUUAUGUGCAUUUCCUGCCAUGUUACAAGAGAAUGGCAUGGACACAAGUCAUACUCGCCAAUAUAUUAUGGAUUUUACCGGAGGGACAAGCCAGUCUUUUCGUCCUUCCUCCCUAUCUUUGCUACUUUGGAAGUCUCAUUCAAGUCCCAACUCUCUCCGGCAUCUAUCCUCAUGGUCCAUCUUGUCCUCAUCAAUCAUGACACUGCCGGCAGUUGUUUUGAACUCACCUCUGACUUUCUUCGCCCCUACUUCCCAGCCAGCGGAUUCAAAUUUUGCACUGCUGUAUUCAACAUCAGCAAUUCCUCAAAGAUCACAAGGUACCAGUCCAAGGCCAGUGCAGUCAUCCAGGAACUGAUGUCAAACUGGACCCGUGUUGUCAUUGCCAUCACUAAUCACACUGAUAACGACGGUGGUGAUCUGUUUGUUGGAUAUGAAGGGAAGAAGAAGGUAUACAUUUUGGCACGUGUUUACUCGGUUCUCAAGAUCCACCUGUCACCUUGGUAG